Molecule: messenger RNA, 777 nt
Organism: Drosophila serrata
Lineage: Eukaryota; Metazoa; Arthropoda; Insecta; Diptera; Drosophilidae
Product: accessory gland protein Acp29AB-like
Biological process (GO): ossification
Molecular function (GO): growth factor activity
Source: RefSeq, a predicted model, not a curated record
AUGAAGUCACAAGCGGUUUUGUUCUUUGCAAUUAUUGCAUCUUUCUUAUACAAAUCCCUGGCAGGACCUGAUGAUGUUUCAUCUACGGUCUGCCUUCUUCAGGAUGAACCAAAUCAAUGUGGAAAAUUCUGCUUAACCGCUCUAAAACCACUCAUUGAUCACAUUGCCCUUCACCAGCAGCAGUGGAAUACCCGUGAUGCUGUCAUGGUGAAUGAAACUCAAACGAAAUUAAACAGGAUUGAAGGACAACUGGAUGCACUAAAGGACUCCCUGGUUAAACUUCUUCCGAAAGAUCUUGCGACGAAACUGGAGACAAUGAAAACACAACAAUCAGCUUUAGACAACAAAUUGUUAGAUCUGCAAAAGACAUUUUCCAAAAUCAAUAGGCAGAUGCUCCUAAAGAAUUUCAACCAAAUUGGUAACAAACACUUCUACGUGGAACAAUAUCUGAAGAGAAAUUGGACAGGGGCUAUAACUACUUGUGGUCAGAUGGGCGGUCAAUUGGCAUCCAUUGAGAAUGAAAGUGAAUUUGAUGCGAUCGUUGCGAAAUUAAAAUCAGAUAUUAGCUACAGAGUGGAUAUAAACGAUCUGGCGGAAAAGGGAAAGUUCAUCUCCAAGAAUUCGGGAAAACCAGCUGUAUUUUUCAAGUGGAAGCGAGGAGAACCCAGAUACGAUAACGAGUCUCAGCGCUGUGUGACCAUCAAUGGAGGAGGCAUGUGGGUUGAUAGUUGCAAAAAUGAUAUGUACUUUAUAUGUGAGGCAAGCUACGAAGAAUAA